CUGUUAGUGUUUUGAAUUGAACAUUUGAACCUUUGAAGUUUUGUGAUUACGAACUCAGUGCAAAAAAAAAAUGUAAAUAAAAAUGUGGUCGUAUCAUAAAUUAAAAUUAAUAUGCUAUUCGGUAUGCAUUCGAUAACGAACCGUAAUUUAAUAAAAAUAGUGGAAAUGUAAAAAAAAAAUUGUUGGGAUUUUGUUUAAAUAAACAAGUAAAAUUUUGUUUUGAGUUUUAUUUUUGUAUUUUUCUAAAUAGUGGUUUAUAAUCGACAAGGAGGGUGGAUAGAACCGGGUUUGGGUACACCACGCUGGACCGUGGCGUGGCCGGCGGGCCCCCGGGAGGAUGCCUCGACGCUGGGGGAGGAAUCCCCCGCCACCCGGGAGCCCUCUCUGUUGUGCCAAACGCCCCCGUACCAAAUAUGCCGCCACAAGGCUUAUCACCAAUGUCUUCUGCUGAUGUACUUCCACAUAAACGGCAAGUUGUUGUUGAUAGAUUACGUAGACGAAUGGAAUCAUAUCGACGUCGACAAACGGAUUGUCAACCACGUUUUGAUCAAACAUUUGGUGGAUUAUGCGAACAAAACAUGCAAGAUACAUUAGCGCUAAAACAACGAUUCCUUGAAACAAAAGCCAAACGUCAAAAUAAAACAAAACAAGAUAAACAAAAUAAAUUAGUGCAACAAGUUGUGCAACAUCAACAACAACAAAAUGACACCACGAAUGCCGCCCUACAAAGUAGCGUCCAUGUUCAACAAAAAUUCUUAAAACGAGGGAAUGAUGAUAUGGAUAAUGUUGGUGGUAAUGAUGGAAUGGAACCUCCCGUCAAAUUACAAUGUACAGCACAACAUAAUCAAGCACAUUCGGGGCAUCAAAACACCGAAGGUUUAACCAAAUUUUCUGUAGAAAUUGUACAGCAAUUGGAAUUUACAACGUCAGCGGCCAACUCCCAGCCACAACAAAUUUCCACAAACGUAACUGUUAAGGCAUUAACAAACACUUCCGUUAAAAGUGAUAUAUCAUCGCCAAAAACAUCAAAUCCUUCAACACCCGCUUCAACGGCUGGCCCCCCUUCAGCAUCAUCAAAUUUAUCACGGCCUAAUAUUGGAUGUGUUGAUAUUGGUACAUUAGUUGAAUGUAAGCAAGAACCUGAUAAUGAUUUUGCUGAUUUGGAUCAAUGUGCUGCAGCCUUGGAGAAAGAUGCCCAAGCCAAUGGUGGCAAUUCCUUCCCUGGUUUCUCCGACUUAAUUGGUGAUGAUACUAGUGAUGAAAUUAUUACUUCCGAUGCAUUUAAAGACUUAAUUAGUGAAAUUAGUGAUUUAAAUCCAGAGUUUAUGAAAGAAUUUGAUUUUGAAGAGAAAUGUGAUGUUAGUGCGUUAAAUAAUUUACCUCCUCCUACCAAUCAAUCCGGUGGUCAGUUACAUCCGAACGAAAUGAAAAUGGAAGAUACAAAAGAUUUGAAUUUACAAGCGAAUAAUGGUUUAUUAGAUGUCGUUAAAAGUUCUCAUAGUCCGUUAUUACAGAAUGCAUAUUCACCGCCUGUUGGUUACGAAAACCAAAAUAUGAAUAAGAAUCGAUUACCGUACUCGAAUAUGGACUUCCCAAAAACAGAAUUAAGUCCCGCAGCGCAAACACUUAAACAAAUGGCUGAACAACAUCAACAUAAAAACCAAAUGGGUUUGGCAUUCAAUACAGGCGGAGCUCCACGAGCUCCAAAUGCACGAUCGCCGUAUUCCGAUUUCUCUCAAUUUAAUGGUAACGAAUUUUUGGGUAGUCCGAACUCAAAUCAAGCAAAUGUUGCGGCAGCAUUACAUAAUAAAAACAAUUUCCCACAAUCUGAUUUAAUUAAACAAGAAUUAAAUAUAUUUAAUAAUCAACCACCGAAAGGUAGUAAUUUACCAACGGGUCCUGGAUUAUAUAAACAACAGUAUUCACCGUAUAACAGUCCGAGUGCCAAUCACGGUAGUCCUGGUUAUAUGCCACGAGGACCUGGAGGAGGUCCACCAGGUGGUGGACCACAAGGUGGUGGGCCGCCUCCACGACCGCCGUCUGGUGCUAAUUCAAAUACACAAAGUAAUUCAACCACCUUACAAAUUAAUCAAGCGCAGCAAUUACAUAUAUCACAACCAGGACAUGGAAUACAGGUAUCCGCGGGCCAACAUAUGCAUUUAAGUGGUGACCUUAAAGGUAAUGUCUCAAUAGCUGCCCAACAAGGAAUGUACUUUAGUCAACAGCAACAACAACAAAAUCAACAACAUAACCAACAGCAUAACCAACAAACAGCACCUCCAUCACAGCAAUCAUCCACGAAUAAUCAUCCGCAUAAUAUCCCAGUCAAUCCAAAUGGACCACAGUCAGGGCAGCAGCAACCUGGUAACAUGCAUUCCAAUAAUAAUCCUCAACAACAGAAUCCACAACAACAGCGUCAACAGAAAAAUCCACCCGGAGGACCAGGACAACAAAGUGGUCCCGGUGGUCUUGGGGGACCUGGUGGACCUGGACCUCAACAAAGUGGUGGCCCUCAACAACAUCAGCAAUCACAUAUUAUUACACAGCAAACACAGCAGAUGCAACAACAAGGCGAUACUUACACGGUGUCACAAUCACAAACUAUUAAUUUUACGCAACAAACGUUACGGCAACGUGCUGCAGCUCAACAAGCAGCGGCAGCUGCUUCAAAUAAAGGAGGAUAUCCACCCAAUGCACGUAAUCAAGGACCUGUACAAAUGCCUGAUAAUAUGAUGCCAACACAGCAACAUAUGAUGAGUGGACAUGGUGGUAUGCAUAACAACAUGAUGGGCGGAUGUCGACCACCACCACCAGAUUACAAAUCCAGUGCUGCUCUAAUGCAAGGUGCUCCCAGUGGUUAUCCACCACAAGCCAAUUCAAAUCCAAACAUAAUGAGGCGACUAACUCAACAAACAAUGCCACCUUCAGGUCCAAUGAUGAGACCACAGAAUAUGCCAUAUAAUAUGAUGGGUGGCCCAGGUGGGCAACAAAUGCGACAUGCAGCAGCGCAAGGUUAUAGCAUGGCUGCAAAUCAAAUGCGAAUGGGUGGAGGAGCAGAUGGAAGUGGUCCAAACGAUUGGAGAAGUAUGGCCAUGAUGUCACAGCAACAGAAUAUUGGAUAUGGAAAUAAUCAAAUGCGUGGUAUGAUGGGAAAUCCAGCAAAUAUGCCACAAAUGCAUUCAAUGCAAGGUGGAGGUAUGGGAGGCAACAUGCAUGGUUUACAAAUGUCACAAGGUUCAAUGCCAGGACCAAAUCAUAUGAUGGGCUAUCAUGGCCAAGGUAUGGGUGGUGGCGGUAUGCAAAUGAAUCCAGGAAUGAUGAAUCCACAAAUGAUGUCACAUCAACAGAAUAUGGCACGGUCAGCGUCAAAUCAACAGAUAUCAAUUACAAAUAUAAAUAUGUCACAACAGCAAUCAUUUACGAUGAGUAACACAAAUAUUCAUCAACAGCAACCACAGCAACAAUCAAACAAUUCACAACAAAUGGCUACCACAAAUCAAUCAUCCAACAAUUCAUCAUCCUCAUCAGUAGUAAAUGCAACAAACAAUCAAAAUAAUAAUUUAUCAAAUUUUCCUCAGUCAGCUCCAGAUUUUAUUGAUUUCUUAGACAAUUUACCAGCGGGUGAUACAAACAAUUUCUCUGCACAAGAUUUAUUAAAUUCAUUAGAUAGUGAUCCUGGUUUUAAUUUACAAGACAUUUUAUAAAUUAAAGACGUUUUAUAUUAUUUUGAUAGGCAAAUUUUAAAGACAAAAGGGAUUGAAGUAUUCGAUCAACCAACUCGUUAGGAAUAAUAACACUGGUCGGCAGAAUAAAGAAAGUGAGACUCAUAAGAAAAAAAAAAUUACGAAAUUUCAAUUUAAAUGUGUUUACUUUUAGUCCCUACCACAAUAUUAGUCAAAUAAUUUUUUCCAACCCAAUCAGAUAAGAUAACUGUACUGUUAAACAUAUUUCCAUUCAAUCAAUAAGACUCGAAUUUCCUUUCAAUCUUCAACAUUUAUUUUGUAGCCCUCAAAGUUGUCCUCAUUUGACGAGUUUUAUUCUAAUCUUCAGAACACAUCAUGUUUGUAAUAUUUGAAUAAAAUUGAUCAAUUUUUCAUACCCGAAAUAUACUAACAAAUGCAUUUCCACAAGAUAUAAUCCUAUCUCUUUUCCGGCCAGUGUAUUUAUUUCAUAAUUUGAUUCGACGAUAUUCGUGAGACACUGAAAACACUGCCUUGAACACAGAAUUUUUGAAAAUAUUGUUUUUUUCAAAACAUCAAUUUGUUGAAAAUAAUUGGAUUAAUUUCAUUUUCAUCCAUACAAAUUUUUGCUAAAUAUGUUGUUCAUAUUUUUUUGUUAUAUUUUUUAUUUUGAACAUAGAUAUAUAAUUUAUUCCUGUUGGACAAGAAUUUCUCGGAAGAGUAUUUUCUCCUUCCCCCCUCCGUGCGUACGUAUAUAUUGUAUAUUUUGUAUAUUUUGUUAUUGAAAAAAAAAAGAUUUUAGUUAAUUUUUUAAUUAAAUAAAAUAUUCCCGACUUUCCUCAUAAAUAUUCUGAAAAUGUUUGACUUUAUUCUUAGCAUUAAUCUUAGUCAAAAUUUAGCAAUAAAAGUAAUUAUAUUUAUUUCAACGUAUAGUAGUUAUAUUUAUUUCAACAUAUCUUAUCGUAUACCGAAAAAAAUGCGGAAGAUCCUCAUUAUACAAUGCGCCACUCAAAUCUCGGAGCGGGUCCAUAACGUUUCAGAAA
This is a messenger RNA of Chrysoperla carnea, 4723 nucleotides long. RefSeq names its product neurogenic protein mastermind (gene mam). Gene Ontology annotation, molecular function: transcription coactivator activity. The transcript is spliced from 8 exons. The record is from RefSeq and is a predicted model, not a curated record. Gene Ontology annotation, biological process: Notch signaling pathway; positive regulation of transcription by RNA polymerase II. The coding region runs from base 414 to 3704 and encodes 1096 amino acids. Lineage: Eukaryota; Metazoa; Arthropoda; Insecta; Neuroptera; Chrysopidae. Gene Ontology annotation, cellular component: nuclear speck.